Messenger RNA from Sinocyclocheilus grahami, 514 nucleotides. Its product is annotated as fucolectin-5-like. The annotation marks the transcript as partial. The transcript has 4 exons. NCBI's taxonomy places the organism in Eukaryota, Metazoa, Chordata, Actinopteri, Cypriniformes, Cyprinidae. The record is from RefSeq and is a predicted model, not a curated record.
AUGGCCAUCCAUGUGGUUUUGUUACUAACACUUUUUACUGGGCUGAGUGUCGCUGAUUCGAAAGGGAAUCUUGCUCUUAAUGCCAGGGUGGUGCAGUCCUCCUUAGGCCACCCACAGGGAGAUGCUGAACAUGCAGUAGAUGGAAACAGAGAUGCAGAUUACGGGAAGGGCUCAUGCACUCACACUAAAGCUGAGUUUAACCCAUGGUGGAGAGCUGACCUCGGAAAUGUCUACAGUAUAAGCAAGGUUGCCAUCACUAAUCGUGGAGACUGUUGCAAAGAGCGACUCAGAGGAGCUGAGAUUCGUAUUGGUAACAAGCUGGAGAACAAUGGAAACAAGAAUGAGCUGGCUGCAACUGUUCUCAAUGUUCCCGAUGGCACAGUAGUGUUUGAGUUUGAGCCUGUUAACGGCCGAUAUGUCAACAUUUUUUUACCUGGGAACGAUGAAUACCUUACUCUGUGUGAAGUCGAGGUGUUUGCAGAAGAGGACAAACCACUGUACAUGUGCGUUCCAA